AUGGGGGGCUCUGACUCAACAAAACCUAUUUAUUAUGGCCAUAAUGAUGAAGAUGUGGAAGAAGAAAAAGUGGAAUUACAAUGUUCUGAAACAUAUAAUUAUGCCAAAAAUUGGGCUUUGAAGGUAGAAAAAUAUAAUAAAGACAAUGAAUACGAACCUUUUAAGAAUACAACUAAUGAAUCUAAUAAUACAGACCAAGAUAACCAAAUGAGCAAAAUGGAAUCAAGAAUCAAAAAGUUAACAAAAGCCAUUAUAAGCCUUAAAGAGAAUAAACUACCUAAUGCACGAUGUAAUCAAAGGAUGAAUAAUGCAACACAAGAUCAAAACAUAAAUAACCAGAAUCAAAUUAAUGAUAUAGUAAAAGGCAAAAGUGAUGAAUACCUGAUGAUAAAAGCCAAAGAUGGUGAAUCAUUGUUUGAUGUAAGGAAUGAAGUCAAGUAG
Dentiscutata heterogama is the source of this 441-nucleotide messenger RNA. NCBI's taxonomy places the organism in Eukaryota, Fungi, Glomeromycota, Glomeromycetes, Diversisporales, Gigasporaceae. The record is from the annotation of a GenBank genome assembly.